Anas platyrhynchos (mallard) is the source of this 1825-nucleotide messenger RNA. RefSeq names its product leucine zipper and CTNNBIP1 domain containing (gene LZIC). Gene Ontology annotation, cellular component: beta-catenin destruction complex; nucleus; cytosol. NCBI's taxonomy places the organism in Eukaryota, Metazoa, Chordata, Aves, Anseriformes, Anatidae. Gene Ontology annotation, biological process: negative regulation of Wnt signaling pathway. Gene Ontology annotation, molecular function: beta-catenin binding. The record is from RefSeq and is a predicted model, not a curated record.
CCCCCGGGUCCCUUCGGUCCCUCCCCGGCCCCCUGCAUCCCCCCGGCUCUUACCCGGGCCCUCCCUGCUCCCAGAGCCGCUGCGGGCGGCGCCAUCUCCGUGGCCCCGGCGCUCCGGAAGCGGCCCCACGGCGCCCCGCUCCCGGCCUGCCCCAGGAGUGUUAUGUAACAACUUUGGAUUUUCUUAUGAAAACUGAAAAUGGCUUCAAGAGGAACAACAGAGACCACUAAACUAAAACAGAACUUGGAAGAGCAGUUGGAUAGGUUAAUGCAGCAGCUUCAAGAUCUGGAGGAAUGCAGAGAGGAACUAGAUGCAGAUGAGUAUGAAGAAACAAAGAAAGAAACUCUAGAACAGCUGAGUGAGAUCAAUGACUCACUGAAGAAGAUUAUGUCUGGAGAUAUGACUUUGGUGGAUGAGCUCAGUGGCAUGCAACUGGCAAUACAAGCAGCCAUCAGCCAAGCAUUUAAAACUCCAGAAGUAAUUAGAAUGUUUGCAAAGAAACAACCAAGGCAAUUGAGGACAAGGUUGGCAGAGAUGGACAGAGACUUAAUGGUUGGAAAGUUGGGACGAGACCUAUACACACAACAGAAAGUUGAAAUCCUGACUGCCCUCAGAAAGCUUGGUGAGAAGCUGACACCUGAUGAGGAGACCUUCUUGUCAGCAAAUGCCGGUGCAGCCCUGAGCCAGUUUGAGAAAGUCUCCACUGACCUUGGAUCAGGAGACAAAGUUUUUGCUCUAGCAAGUUUUGAAGUAGAAAAGGCAAAACAAUGAAGAGGUGUGUGAGGCUUGAGUCUCUCCAGUUGUCAGUAGCAUUGGACUUCUGUCAUUGUUUUUUCUAUUUUUAAGAUGUUGCAAAAAAAAAAAAAAAAGGGGUGGGGGCAAAACCUAUCAACAAACCUUAAAUCUCCUGAGUUCUCAAACAGAAGACAUGAAGUAAACAACCUUAAAGUGCACUUGGUAACAUUGGUGUCUGUGUACCUCUCAGUAACAUAAGUUCUGAGGCUAAACACUAAAUGGUACUCAAAAAACAAAACCUUGUUAUGACUGUCUAUGAAAAGAAUCGGCUAUUUUCAACUUUUCUGAAUGUGUAUUUCUCUAACUAUUAAAAUACGGUUUUUUUUGCAUGUGGUUGUACCAAGCAGAUCUUUUUUCAGGAACAGUCCUAAUGAAUGAGUUAUGUUUUGGGUGAUUAUUAAGUUGCUCUCAAGUUGUCUUAAUUUCUGUUUGGGCUCCCUACUAAGUAUUUUAUACUAGGAGUGCAUUGCAUCUUUUAAAAACUGACAUAGCUUAUUUUAAGUACCAUCUUUCUACAAACUGUUUGCAGAAGAACCAAAAUGAGACUGUAUACUAAUCGUUGGCCCUUGUCUGCUUGUUUACUGUGUGCAUGAAUGAGUGUCAUUGUGUCCCAGCCUUGAUUGACAAACAAUGGAAGCCCUGUAGAGAGACUUCUGGAGAAAUUUAACCUUCUGUGUUGAAAUGACAGGGCAUUGCAAGGAAAUGGCAAUGAGAAGCCCUUUCUGUGACCUCUUAUUUGAGCUCUUGGUGUAUAACUGCAUGCUACCAUUAUUUCCCAGGAUUUCUGAGAUAGCAUAGAAUAACUUUAAAGUAGAAACAAUUUUUAAAAAAAAAAGGGUGGGUGGGGGGUGGGAAGCUCUCUUAGAUGACUGAUGCAACUGUAGCUGUCUAAUUAUCAGGUGGUGGUGCUGUGCAGAGGUCAGUGCUUUCACAAGAAAGUUAGAAUCCUGAAUAGUUUCAGAUUAUAGGAUGAUUUUAAAAUCAAAGGGAGCAUUUGGUUGCAAGUGAAUCGAUGUGCCGUUAAUAUAAU